CCAGCGUGGGCUGCACUCAGUGCAGAAUACAGGCCCUUGGAGAGAAUUUUUACCUCCUGAUUUCCGACCAUGCCACCGCUGACAAUGGCUCGGUAAAGAAGCUGCAUUUUUGAAACGAGUAACUAGAGGCCGGGUCCUAUUAAAGGCCAAAGCCGCUUCCUGCGGGGCCCAAAUGCAGGGCCGAGUUGGAGGGGGGUUUCGAGUCACGGGGAGCCCAUUGCCCAGCCUCUGACGGCGAGCGGGGCUCUCCGGGGAAGGGCUCCAGGCUUGCAGACCACUAGGGGUUUGGGCUCAGGAGGAGUCACCGCUCUGGGCGAGGCGCCGAGCAGCGGCGGAGAGGCGGCAGCGGGAGGGCUGGACCCCGGCCCCCUUGGCCUCCCUGCACCCACACGCCCCCAUCGCUCCGUCUCACUCCGCAGCCGCCCGCCGCCUGUCGCGGCUGCGGUCGGAAGGAGCCGGGGCCGGGCCGGCCUGUGGCGAGCGCGGGCCCGGCCGCAGGGGGCGGGCUGGAGGAGCGGGAGAAGCGCCUCCCUCCAGGUGCCGGGGGCUGGAGUCCGGAGAGAGACGCGGCGCGGCUGCUGCUGGAGGCUGGUCGCGGGAGUGCUGAGUGAAAGGGUAAUACAUAGAGCUGUAGCACUGAAUCCUUUGGCCAGCCUUCUCAUUCAGGGAAAUCAUUGUAAGCUUGGUGUCUUGGAAAUAUGGAAUCAAUCUCUAUGAUGGGAAGUCCUAAGAACCUCAAUGAAACCUUCUUACCAAAUGGUGUUAAUGGUAUCAAGGAUGCCAGUAAGAUCACAAUCGGCAUAUUUGGAAGUGGAGACUUUGCCAAGUCCCUGACCAUUAGGCUUAUAAAAUGUGGAUAUCAUGUGGUCGUAGGAAGCAGAAACCCUAAAUUUGCUGCUGAGUUCUUCCCACAUGUGGUUGAUGUUACUCACCAUGAAGAUGCUGUAGCAAAAACUAACAUCAUUUUUGUCGCCAUACACAGAGAACAUUAUGCCUCUUUGUGGGACCUCAAGCAUUUACUUAUAGGUAAAAUCCUUGUAGAUGUUAGCAACAAUAUGAGAGUGAAUCAGUAUCCAGAAUCCAAUGCAGAGUAUUUGGCCUCCCUGUUCCCAGAUUCGCUGAUUGUCAAAGGAUUUAAUGUCGUCUCAGCCUGGGCACUGCAGUUAGGACCAAAGGAUGCCAGCAGACAGGUCUUUAUAUGCGGUAACAACGUUAAAGCUCGCCAUCAAGUUCUUGAACUUGCCCGACAGCUGAAUUUUAUUCCCAUUGAUUUAGGGGCAUUAUCUUCUGCAAGGGAGAUUGAAAACUUACCUCUGCGGCUGUUCACAUUGUGGAAAGGGCCGGUCGUGGUGGCUGUUAGUUUGGCCACUUUUUUCUUCAUCUAUUCUUUCAUCAGAGAUAUAAUACAUCCGUACGUGAGAAAUCAGCAGAGCGACUUUUACAAGAUUCCCAUUGAGAUUGUGAACAAGACUUUACCAGUUGUUGCUAUUACUUUGUUGUCUCUGGUGUAUUUAUCAGGACUCCUGGCAGCUGCUUAUCAGCUUUAUUAUGGCACUAAGUAUAGGCGACUUCCUCCCUGGCUGGAGAGUUGGUUGCAAUGUAGGAAACAGCUUGGACUACUCAGUUUUUUCUUUGCUACCGUGCACGUGGCUUAUAGCCUCUGCUUACCUAUGAGGAGGUCUGAACGAUACUUGUUUCUUAAUAUGGCUUAUCAUCAGGUUCAUGCAAAUGUGGAAAAUUCUUGGAAUGAGGAAGAAGUGUGGCGAAUUGAAAUGUAUAUCUCCUUUGGAAUAAUGAGUCUCGGCUUGCUUUCUUUGUUGGCAGUUACUUCCAUCCCUUCAGUAAACAGUGCCUUAAACUGGAGGGAAUUCAGUUUUAUUCAGUCUACACUGGGAUAUGUCGCUCUGCUCAUAAGUACUUUCCAUGUGUUAAUUUAUGGGUGGAAGAGAGCCUUUGAAGAAGAAUACUACAGGUUUUAUACACCACCAAACUUUGUUCUUGCCCUUGUUUUGCCUUUUAUUGUAAUUGUAGGUAAGAUCAUUUUACUCUUUCCAUGUAUAAGCAGGAAACUGAGAAGAAUCAGAAGAGGCUGGGAAAAAAGCCAAGUUAUGGAAGAAAGAGGUGGGACUGUUCCACAUCUCUCACCAGAAAGGAUUACGGUGAUGUAAUGUUGGAAUAGUGUCCAUUAGGACUGUUACAGUUGUCACUGGUUUUUUUGUUUUAAAACUUGUGUUUUUAGGAGUUUAUAUAACUCACAGGUAAAAGUUGCUAUGGGCUUGCUUGACAUAUGGUACAAGCUCUCAGCCAAGGAAUGAGCAAUUUAUUUUUCUUCAGAAAAUUAAAAAAAAAUCACUUCAGUUUUAAGUUACAAGAGGGCAAACAAUGUGAAAUCAGGAUUUUUUUAAUGCUUCUUUGCACAAUUGUAUCACAAACAUUGUGGUUUUAUAAUUAAAAUCAAAUGUUCCAGACAGCAUUUCUUUGACUGAUAACAUAUGUUCCAGACAGUACUUCUUUUAUUAAAACCACCCUUUUUUAGUUAGUCAGGCCAGAAUGUAGAGCAGUGGUUCCCAAACUUGUUCCGCUACUUGUGCAGGGAAAGCCCCUGGCGGGCCGGGCCGGUUUGUUUACCUGCCGCAUCUGCAGGUUCGGCCGAUCGCGGCUCCCACUGACUGCGGUUUGCUGCUCCAGGCCAAUGGGAGCUGCUGGAAGUGGCGGCCAAUACAUCCCUUGGCCGAACCUGCGGAUGC
Molecule: messenger RNA, 2747 nt
Organism: Caretta caretta (loggerhead turtle)
Lineage: Eukaryota; Metazoa; Chordata; Testudines; Cheloniidae
Gene: STEAP2
Product: STEAP2 metalloreductase
Biological process (GO): copper ion import
Cellular component (GO): endosome; plasma membrane
Molecular function (GO): cupric reductase (NADH) activity; ferric-chelate reductase (NADPH) activity
Source: RefSeq, a predicted model, not a curated record